UUCUGUCCCACCAGCCGGCUCCUACUGGUCUUAAUGGUGUUCAGCGGUGUGCUCAUCCUCUCGGUCAGCAUCCUGGGCUUUCAAGAUGUUCAGUUCAGCAGGAGUCUCCAGGGAACUGAGACAGGCGUGCAGAAUAUUACUCAGACGAUCAAGGAGGAGCUCACCAGCCUCAAAGCCAAAAGGAACAGCACUGCGGGGAGACUGGAGAAGCUGAAGAAAACAUUGGAAGAGGAGGUCGAUAGGAUGUUGCACGUGCUUCAUAUGACCCAGACUCAGAUGGUCAUGCUAGAACAGAAUUCCAGGGCUUUGCACUGUGAAAUUGUCGAACUGAAGAGCAACGGGAGCAUGAGUGGGUGCUGCCCCCGAGGGUGGCUGACCUUCCACACCAGUUGCUACUGGACCACCCAGUCCAGAGACACCUGGGAAGCGGCCAAAAAAGACUGCGAAGAGAAGAAAGCUCACCUGGUCAUCCUCAACUCGGCCGACGAGAAGGUAAGCAGGCUGGCGGCCAGGGAUGGGGAUCCAGAUUUCUUAACAACCGGGUUCU
Messenger RNA from Notechis scutatus (mainland tiger snake), 547 nucleotides. The record is from RefSeq and is a predicted model, not a curated record. Lineage: Eukaryota; Metazoa; Chordata; Lepidosauria; Squamata; Elapidae.